Messenger RNA from Saccostrea cuccullata (small rock oyster), 1857 nucleotides. RefSeq lists its product as uncharacterized. Gene Ontology annotation, molecular function: zinc ion binding. Lineage: Eukaryota; Metazoa; Mollusca; Bivalvia; Ostreida; Ostreidae. Gene Ontology annotation, cellular component: extracellular region. The annotation marks the transcript as partial. The record is from RefSeq and is a predicted model, not a curated record. The transcript has 5 exons.
CGACCACAGCAAAAAACUGGAAAUAAAUAUCUGCUGUAAAUGAUGUAUAGAUUAGAGUUGCAGAAAUCUGUCAGACCUAGAGUACCCGGUGUUAGUCGAAGUGUUCACAUAUCCCGAGAUACUUCACACCGGGUCUGGAUCAGUGAUGAUGAAGGCAAUCUCACCCUGACUAACACAGAGGGUGAUGCGCUAUAUCGUCUGACAGAUAUACGCAAUAUUUGGGGAGGACACACUGUGAACCAUGACGGCGAUUUAAUUUAUAUAGACAGUAAGAAUAGCAUCAACAGACUGUCUACAGUGAACAAAGUAAAAACUAUAUUAAUAAAGUACACAGAACAAUGGGAGCCACUGUGUGUCUACAGCUCGCCCUCCACUGGAGACCUGCUGGUUGGGAUGUAUCACACUGAUACAGAUACAGGCAAGGUAGUGCGGUAUAACUCUACAGGAGAAGACAUCCAGACCAUACAGUAUGAAAACAACACAGGCCAGGGACUGUAUACUAUGCCUGUGUACAUCACGGAGAACCGAAAUGGAGAUGUUAUUGUGUCCGACCUUCUCCGUUUUGCUGUAAUUGUGACAGUCUGUGGAGGAAGUUACCGCUUCUCCUAUACAGAACCUCCAUCAAAAUCAGACCUAGAACCAUAUGGAAUCUGUACAGACGCGUUGUUACACAUCCUGGUGUGUGAUUAUAACACCCAAUCAGUACAUAUAAUUGACUGCGAUGGUAACUUUCUUUCACAGGUACACACAUCAUCAGACGGGAUAGACAUACCAUACGGCCUGAGUUAUGAUGACAAAACAAACCUACUGUGGGUAGGGUCAGGGAUCAAGAACACAGUCAACAUAUACAGAGUGAUAGAUGGUGACUUUUUAACUAAUGUCCCUCUCAAAUAUUUGAAAUGCAGGAAACAUCCAAGACACCAAUUAUCCCAUCACUGCAUAGACUGUGAGGUCACUUUGUGUCAGAUGUGCAUCAGGACUUCUGGUGAUCAUGAAGAAGAUGAUGUUCAAGAUGUAGAGAAAUUAUUCAAAGAAAUGCACUGUAGGAAAGAUGGAGAUGCAAUUUUGAUGUGCCUUCUGCUUUGCCCUUCAUACAAAAUAAAUCUGAAAGAAGAACACUGGAUAGAGAAGUAUAAUACUGUUGCUGAAGUUUUCAAAUUCAAGAAGAUUAAGAAGCCGUCUAAUCUUAGCAGCUUAAAGAAGUACAAACCAAUACUCAAACAGGAUGGUGUGAAUGUUGAGUUUUCUUGUAAAUUCUUUAAACACACCACUUUCCUUACUUUCGCUAAAAAUCCAAAUUUUGUGGAUAUCUUUCUGAGUUUAGCAGAAAAAGACAACAUCUCUGAGUACUGCAGAUCCUGGGCCUAUCCAAAGAAGGAGCGGGAAGUCUUUUGCUGGUUAUCACCACAUCAAACAACACAAUUGAUAGAAAAACUUGGAGAGGAUAUUUUCAACCACCCAACAUGGCAGGAUACAUCAAUACACAAUACUGUAUUUCAAAACCUUGGUGUGCCAAUGCAGAUUUUGAUGAGAGGAGAGGAGUCAGUGAAGAAUUUCAUUGAAAAUCUGAGGAAAGGGGAGACGACCAUGUACCACGCAUCUGGGAUGAUCAUUGGAUGUGCGGGUAGUGGAAAGUCAACCUUACUAGAAAGACUGAAGGGCAUCGACCUGAUAGAAAUCCUAGAGAGUUCAAAGUCAACCAGAGGAAUAGACGUCCAGUCUGACAUAUUUGAUGUAACUGGAAAAACAAUUAAGGUAAACUCGACAAAACAAAAACAACGUUUUAAAGUUACAAUCAAUGAAUCAAACCUACAAAAGAAUACUCCAGAGCAGCCUUUAGACACUUCUGGUGAUACU